This is a messenger RNA of Dovyalis caffra, 636 nucleotides long. The record is from the annotation of a GenBank genome assembly. Lineage: Eukaryota; Viridiplantae; Streptophyta; Magnoliopsida; Malpighiales; Salicaceae.
AUGAAGAUACAAUGUGAUGUGUGCGAGAAGGCAGAGGCAGAAGUGCUAUGUUGUGCAGAUGAGGCUGUGUUAUGUAAAGGAUGUGACGCAAAUGUCCAUGCAGCUAACAAACUGUUUGAGAAACAUCAGCGACUCUUACUUCUCAAACACCCUUCCUCCUCCUCCUCCACCACCUCUUGCUCGUCCUCUUCUCAGCUUCCUCUGUGUGAAACGUGCCAGGAAAGGAAGGGUUAUAUCUUCUGCUUGGAGGAUAGAGCAUUACUCUGCAGACAAUGUGACAUAUCAACUCACGCAGCAAGCCCCUAUGUAUUGUCCCAUCAAAGAUUUUUAAUUUCAGAUGUCAAAGUUUCUCUUCAGUCAACUGAAAAUAGUGACGUUAGCUUCAGCAGCAAUACUAGAAAUCACCCUUCUAGAUUGGCAAUGCCAAUGGAUAUUUCAUUUGAUUUUCCUGCAGAUAAGGAAAACAUGACAGCAAUGACAAUUGACUUGGAGGCUGCCUCUACAGAAACAACUGCCACUUUCCCAGGUGAGCCUCAAUUUGCAACUGAACCGCAUUGGCCCUUUGAUGAGGUUUAUGGCACCAGUGAUUUCAACUUCUAUGACUAUUCGGAGGUUGGAUCAUCUAGGAUGGAUUAA